This is a messenger RNA of Vitrella brassicaformis, 2283 nucleotides long. The record is from the annotation of a GenBank genome assembly. Lineage: Eukaryota; Vitrellaceae.
GAGCAUUGCUUGCAUGGCAUUGCAUUCAGCGUUCAUAGCUACGUCUGGCUGUACAAGACAUCAACCGACACAGACGACGAUCUAUACACACAUACACACGCACAUUUCCAGACUGUCUGGAUGAACGACUUAAUUGGUGAUGGACACAGACGUACAGACAGACAGAGAGACAGAGAGAGAGAGAGAGAGAGAGAGGCUAGGGCUUGAACUGAGCGUCGAGCGCUCGUGACAGCCACUCCUUGAGCCUCCUGCUCAUCUCCCACACAUCGCCGUCAACCAACACACCUGACACAUGACACACACCAUGCAUGACUCACACAGCUGGGGAUCACCACACCCACUCGUCUGUCCAUCAGCAGGCCGCCCAACCUACCUUUGUGCAUCUGGAUGGCCUCCAAGUGUGCCGUCACGCACAGAUACUCAGACAUCUUCACACGCUGCGCACACGAGUAAGCAAGCAUAUAGGUCCAACAGCCAGCCAGCCCACCUUUCUGCCAUCCCUCGAUCAUCUCAUUCUCACCACAGCAUGCGUGUGCUCCACUGACGGCGCAUCGACCACCGACACAUCGACGCCCCUGUCCCAGUCGAAGGUCUUGCCAUCACCAGACCUCUUGGCAGCCGACCACCAAAUGGGCGAAUCCUUGUGUGCCUGCCGGUUGGCCCUCAGCUGCUCCAUGGCUGGCCUCAGGAGGGGGUCUUUCUCGUACUCGCGCUGGAAGCGGGUCAGCAGCGCCUCCCACACGAGCCACGCUGAGCCCUGACAGACAACAGAAGGAAGAGAAGGAAGAGAAGGAAGAGACAGAAAAUGAAUCAAUCGGUCGUCGGGCGAGCGCUGUCUGUUGUCUUGUCAGUCACCUUCUUGUGUGCGUUGAGGUGUGCGUUGAGCUUUGUGAAUUCGUCUCUGGGCCCGCCAGUGGACAGCUCCACCACGCCAACCUUGCAGGACGGAUCGAUCGCCGCACCCUCCUCCCAUCUGCACACACACACAUACACACACACACACACACAUGCGUGAGCUGCACUCUGUGUGCGGUUCCCCUGUGUGUGUGCAUUUGUUGUCUCCCUCACUUGUGCAGUGCUGCAGCGGUCCCGGCUUUGAACGUCUGAAAAGGCUCAAGUGUGGGCGGCAGGGUGAAUCCGAAGCUGAGGAACAGCUGAGGGUUUGACCGGUCGCCGUACGAGAUGACGAUCUCCUCACCCGCAGCAAUCGCACGGCUCGCAUUCACCUGACCGUGUGUACACACACCACACAUCGAUGGCACACAUUGACGGACGCCCAGCAUCAGCCAGCCCCAUAUCAUCCAUGCGGUCAUUCUCUGUCUGUCUACCUGCAGCGAGUCGACGACGGCAUCAAACUGCCAGCGGGCAUUUGCGAAUCUCGAUGGCGCAUGGUUCAGCAGGUCAGCGCCACACGGGACCACAUCACCCAACCCAUUUGCCACAGCCAUGCUCCGCGACUGCAGCAGUGCCGUCGCCCGCAUGAACGACUCCAGGCCAAACCUCGGCCCGAGAAUCCGCCUAUCCACGUUGGCCAAAAUCUUCCUGUGGUCCUGGGCGUAGAAACUCCGAUGCUUGGCCGCAAGGGUGGCCAGGAGGGAUGGGGAGGCAUAGAGGGGCGGCGCCGCGUCGGUGUGGUUGCCGGCAGCUAUGGCGGGUAGCGGAGGGGUGGGCAGCGAGGCGAUCAGCUUCAGCCACGCCUCCCACAGAGAAUGUACCUCCUUAGUGCCCGAGAUGACGGACAGAGGGGCGGCUGUGCCGUGUGUGUCGAUGUGAUCGAGGGCGAGAGCCAUGAAGGCCUGCAGGGGCGCGUUGUGCUUCAGAUGCAGGCCGGGGAUCUUCUGCACCUCCGCCACCAGCGGGUGGAUGCCCUCCACUGCCGAGCCCGUCAGCAUCACCUUGCGUGGGAUGGUCAACAGCACCUCGUUGGCCGCUAUUGCCCGACUGGCCACAAUCCCUCGAUGGCCGCGCUGCCCCUCAGAGCCAUCCAAUAAAGUGAGGGCGGCACUGAUGUGGCCGUCGUUGGCUCCCAUUGCCGUACGCAGUGCAUCGAAUGGCGUUGCAAGGGAGGUCGAUUGGCCGACGAUACUCCUCCAUCUUGGCAGCACAUGGGUGCUGAACAGACUGGCGAUGACGGCUGACAGGGCGCCGAGGCAGAUGAGGGAAAAGCGCCCGCUCCAAUUGCCCGCCGCAGCGGCUCCCAUGUCAGUUCCGUGUGCACUCGCCGCGUGUACGAGAUCUGAAAGAACAAAGAGAUAGGAAUAAUGCACCGAUCGUGCCUUCGCG